GCACUGGCUUUUCACUCUUCUCGCUGGUGCCAGACUCUGCCUCGUGGGUUGUGGUCUCCUUUUCUCUAUUCGGAUGGAAGAGCUUCUUUGUCGAUGAAAGCCUUUCAAAGUCUUUUUCACUUCCGAACUUUAAAGCUUCUUUUUGGUACUCCUGUUAAUAUUCCUGGAAAAAGUUUUGUUUUUCUUUGUUCUUUUCAAUCGUUAUUUAAAAAUUUUAAAAUAAUAUUAAAAAAAAUGCACGGAGUGAACGAGGUGGUUCAUUUUAGCUCCAUACAAUUCCGACUUUUACCGCACACAUACCCGUCCUUGAAAUGAAACUAGAAGUGGCUAGGACAACGUUUAGAGAAAUCAGCAGCAAAAUGUUUUGCAUUUUGUGGUCCAAUGCCGGUGGUGCUCUGCAUUAUAUUUCGUCGAUGUUGAUUGACCAUGACGAUUGUACUUGUCUCUUGCAAUCUACGCAUAGUCCAGAUGAACACUCGGCCUUUACCACGUUAGUCUUUCGAUCAAAUCUCUCGAUUUAAACGCUACGAGUAAUUACCGUAGUCUUACAGUGAUGAACUUUGCUUGUCUCCCGCGUGACACUUACUUGCUCCGUCGUUUCAAAUCCUAGGCCGAGGUUUGGCAGAUCGUACUUCCGACUAGUUGGUCGUAUACUUCCGGAUGAUUCUAUUGUUAAUGGCUGUAACGACUAUGAUGGGAGGGUUGCAACUUAGAUUAUGUCCUUGUGCGGAUUGUUGAUCAUAUCGCUGAAAGGAGCGUAUGUCGUCGCAGCCUCUUUUUUUACCGAAGACGUGUCGUUCGUUGGUAUUAAUUUGUCUGCUUGGAAAUCCUAUGGAAUUCGAGCGUCGGCAGUUGCCAGAAAUUUUAUGGAUAUCUUUCUCUAUGUACUUGAGGAAGCUUUUUCCGCUCAUUGAAGAUUACGGUUUGGAUGAAUAGCCAGCUGCGUGUCAUUUCUUCGGAUUACCAUGCACAUCUGUUUUAUGUACAUUGUCCUACUUACUAAAUCGACAAGAUCGUUGUGAACUCGGACAUCCUUGUGGCAGUUUGUAAUCACUAGCAGUGAUUUCUAUUUAAAGAGAAUCGUUUAAUCCAUUGGCAUGCACUGAGGAUCACUGUCAGAUACUUGUCUCUCCAAAAUUUCUGAUCACGUUUUUGAGUAGCUUACUCGUUGCCAGACUUUUGUUUUGGUCAAGUGUACGGUCAAUACACCGCGUUUAUAAAACAUUGGAUGUGUGCGUUCUUUGGCAUCUGCGUUAUCCAUGUGGUUAAGGAAGAAGGCUAGGAGUGAAUCUGGACUCGAUAUCAUUCGUCAUCGAUUUUUGCGUUUGAUAGAUUGAUUGGAAGAGGAAUGACAGAAGUUACUGAUGGAAAUCCAGUAACAAUGACAGCAACGAAAGAUAUCCCAUCAUCAGAUAGACCGGAGGGCUUCGUGUCGUCGGGACAGUCUUCUUCCCUAAACACUUCUGUGGAUGUUAUAUCGAAGAUUUCAGUAGAAAUAGUAGAGGCAAAGAUACAGGGUGAAGAUGCUUUAUCUGGAAAGGCCUACUUGGAAUCAACUGGAAAAGCUGCAGCGGGUCAUGAUGAGAUAGUUCUUUCUUCAGAGAAACUAGAAAUGUCUGUUGGAGCAGAUGAUUUGAGAGCAUCUUUUGGUGAUGCGCAUCAGGAUUUGCAGGUUAAUAGGGACAGUUCUGUCGAAAAAUCAGUUUUGGAUUCUUCGAAAGAGAAUGUCACCAAGGAAUUAUCUGCUAUAGGAACAUCUGCGGCCAGCAGCAUUACUCCGGGAACACAUGCUGUAAAUAUGUCUACUGUGGAGUCUCAUGCUGCAGAAAAAUGUAACGUGGAAACACACUCAAUGGAAACUCCUAACCUGGAAACACAUGGCGGUGAAACACCUACAGUAGAACAGCCUGCUAAGGAAGUAGCUCUGAAGACGGAUCCGAAAGAGGAGGUGGCUCCCUUAUUUGGUAGUAUACCUGCUCAAGACGUGGUCCAGGGUGCGAUUCCUGAUGCAAACAAAAUGGAUACAGAUUCGGAGGGUGCCAUGCUGAAAUAUAUGCCCAAAAAUGAAGUUGGAGGGGAACAAGAGUCAUCACCUAGUUCAUUGAUGAACGAAAGGCUGAACGUUGCAUCACCAUCUACCUUGGUAAAAGAAUCACCAUUGAUCGGGACCCAUUUCACCAGUUCACAACCUCUCGAUGGGAGUGAGGGUCUUCAAAAUGGGGAGACAAGGAUGGACGAAGUAGUGUCUGUUACGAACCAUAUCAUCACUUCAUCCACUAUUGCUGCAACCAUAUUGGAAAACGAAGUUAACAGUAAAAAUGGUGAUACUACUGGGAAGACUGUGGACGAGACUGCCGAGAAGCUUGCAGACAAAAUGGCCAACAGAAUGGUAAAUCAGUUGGCCGAUGGUGUGGCGGACAGAAUGGCUGAUGCCAUUGCCGACGAGAUUGCUGAUGAGAUCGCUGACAGAAUGGCUGAUGAAAUUGCCAAUAAGAUGGCGGACGAGAUGGCUGAUGGCAUGGCAGAUGAAAUUGCGAAUAAGAUGGCGGACAGGAUGGCAGACGAAAUGGCCGAUAGGUUGGCAGACGAGAUGGCUGAUAGAAUGGCGGAUGAAAUGGCGGAUAGGAUGGCGGACGAAAUGGCCGAUAGGAUGGCAGAUGAAAUGGCAGCUGAAAUGGCUGAUGAGUUGGCUGAUGAAAUGGCAGAUGAAGUAAUUGAAGGAGUUUAUAGUAGGGGUGAAAGAGCCCAAGAAAACGAGAGGAUGGAUGAUGGAGAAACUCACGAAGUUGGUGACAUGGAAGAAGAACAAAUGGGCGAUGACGGAAACAAGGAGAUGGACGAUGUUGAUUAUGAAGACGAUGAAGGGACUCCAGAUGAGCAAAUGUUGUUCGUAGAAGAGCUAGAGCGGUUCUUUAAGCAAAGAAAUUUGGAGUACAAGCCCCCUAAGUUCUAUGGACUGGAGCUGAAUGUUUUGAAGCUUUGGAGGGUAGUAUCCAGAUAUGGUGGCUAUGACCAAGUUACAGUCAGCAAGCUUUGGAGGACAGUUGGUGAAGAAUUUAAACCUCCCAAGACCUGUACUACAAUUUCAUGGUCGUUUCGAGGCUUUUAUGAGAAGGCCCUCCUGGAUUAUGAGAGGUUCAAGACUGGCGUUUCCGCCCCUGACAAUGGGCAAAGGGCAAUUCAAACACCCGGUUAUUACCUGACAAAUGAUCAGCGAACGGCAUCUCCUGCUACCCCGUCUUCUGACCCCAAUGCGGGUGGAACACCAGGAUCAGGAUCUGGACGUGCACGUAGAGAUGCGGCAGCACGGGCAAUGCAGGGGUGGCAUUCGCAGCGCAUGGGCAAUGGGGAUUCGAAAGAGCCUACCUCAAAAGAAAAAAGUUCUGGUGGGAAGCAUGUCAAGAAAGAAAGAAAGUUAACCAACAUAGGAGGGAAUGGGCUGAAGCGAAAAGGAUCAAAUACGGUUCUUGAAAGGGCUGUGAAAGCUGUUCAAGCUCGAGGAAGACCUAGGUUAUUCGAAGAGAGUCCUCCAAGUAAUUCUGCAGUAACCGGUAAAAGAAGUAUGAAGCAACAGGAUUCUGGAAGACGUCCUGUGAAGGUUGCUAAGCUGGAUGGUCCAGUAGGUGGUUUUGAUCCUCCGAUUGUUGACGAGGGUCCUAAAGCUGAUUGGGUCAAAAUCAAUGUACAUAAACAUCUAGAUUGCUUCGAAAUUUAUGCACUGGUUCCUGGGCUAGCACGUGAGGAGGUUCGGAUCCAAUGUGAGCCUGGAGGCAGGCUAGUGAUUGCUGGGAUGCCCGAGGAUCCAGAAAAUCCCUGGGGUGUGACUCCUUUCAGAAAAGUCAUAAGUUUGCCUUCUCGAAUUGACGCUCAUCAAACAUCAGCGGUGGUCACUCUCUACGGCCAGCUCUACGUGCGAGUUCCCAUUGCUGAGGACAAGUCAUCUUAGUGCAAAGAUAUGCACAGGCAAACUUUCAUCUCACCCACUCUUGAGAACAGAAUACUGCCAAGAGUAAGAAACCUAAGGAUGACAUUUGGCAAUUGCUCCACGUUCUCUGCCUGUCAAGUGAAGGAAUGCUUGUUAAUUAUUUCAUCUAUUAUUGCUUGGGUUUGGGCGUACCACCCCUGGAUAGAGAAUGUUUACUUGGGUGAGAAUCGAUGUAGCAGGUUUCUUGUGUAGAACAUGUUUCUCAAGUUAGGUCUAAGGCAAUUAUCUUGCACAGAAAGACGCUUUUAGCAGGGUAGGAGCUUGUAAAGGCAAUGCCACUUGCUGGUAUAUGCACUCAAAUCUGUCAGAGGUAACAACCCGUCCUUUCAUUUGCCUCCAAUCUUUUUGUUUGGUUUAGAAUAAUCUGGGUGUCAUUUUUGCAGUGCUUAGCCUUGGUGGUGGAUCCCUUGGAAACAUGCAAUGUUUUUCAGCCGAGGAGUGUAUCUGGUCAAGUGCGCAUUCACGCACGUUGUAAGCUUUAUGCGUAAUAAGAACCAAGAGGAAUCUUACAAAGUCCGCUUACUGAU
Molecule: messenger RNA, 4512 nt
Organism: Physcomitrium patens
Lineage: Eukaryota; Viridiplantae; Streptophyta; Bryopsida; Funariales; Funariaceae
Source: RefSeq, a predicted model, not a curated record